AACAAUGAAUGUGACUAAACCGGAAGCUUUGUACACACCUGCCUCGAUCGUUUUUUUAAAAAAAUCGUCUGCCAGCAAUACAAGUUCGUGGUUCAACAGAGCAAAAGCCAAAGAUAAAGAUGUUGUAAGCAGUUUCCGACUGUAUGCCAGAGGCAAACCUUUGUCAUAGUGUCAUGUAUUUUUGUGGUUUCACGGAAGAGUGGCUCCGUGACGUCAUGCUGUGCAUGACACGAAGUUUGGAUGGUACACAGUUCAUGUAAACAGAUAUGUCAUCUUCCACCUCACAUCGCGCACAGCUCAACAGACUGAUCACUUCACGCUAUCUAUGAUAAUGUGUGUGGGUGGGUGGUGUGUGUGUGCAAUAUAUAUUAUCUCCCCAUCACACAGUCGACUACGUCCCUUGGCAGUGUACACGGUGUUAGCUCGCGACUGAGGUUCACUCGAGUAGACAGCGCUCACAGUCACACAUUCCUUCACCUUCCCCUUUGACCCGAGGACUAUUGAUGCGUGAACACACAGCUGUACACAAGACAUCAUGUCUCUGGCAGGCAAAGUGGCCUUUGUAACAGGUGCUGCACAAGGCUUGGGAAAGGCCUUUUCAGAAGCUUUGUUGAAGAAAGGUGCAAAGGUAUGUCUAUCUGAUAUACAAGUAUCCCAAGGAGAAACAACUCUUGCAGAAUUCCAGAGGCAGUAUGGACGUGACAGCUCCUUGUUCAUCAAGUGUGAUGUGACAUCACCCAAAGACUUUGAAAAAGCAUUUGAGACUGUUAUCAGCUGCUUUGGUGGCUUGGACAUCAUGGUGAACAAUGCUGGUAUUGCCAAUGAACACAACUAUGCAUUGAUGGUAAACAUAAAUUUGACAGGGGUGAUUACUGGGACCAACAUGGCCAUAGAUCUAAUGAACAGAGAAAAGGGAGGACGAGGCGGUGUCAUUGUCAAUAUUGCUUCCACUGCAGGUAUUACUCCAGAAGCCUACUUUGCUCCAAUAUAUACUGGGACAAAGCAUGGUGUUGUGGGAUUCACCAGAUGCUGGUCAAUGAAUCCCUACAUAGCAAAGAUGGGCCUCCGGUUUGCCUGCUUGUGUCCAGCUUUUACAGACACUCAGAUUCUUUGCUCAACGAUCACAGAUUACCCAGAGGAUGCUCAAAAAAUUAUUCAGCAAGUGGGCAUCAACAAGGUGGAAACAGUGACUGAAGGCUUCAUGCAGCUGGUGGAAGACAACCAGUGUAACGGAGCAGUCAUGGUCAUCACCGCACAGAAUGGGAUUCAAUAUCACAGAAAGCCUCAUGGCAUCAGCAGAAUGUGAAGUUCCAGGCUACAUAAUCCAACUAGUUUGUACUGGUUGUUAAGUUGCUUAAAAAAGACAGAUCACAGUGGCGAGCUUUGCACUUCAACAUCAGCAAUCUUUAUGCACAUUACCUGUUCAAUUACAUGUUUUAAAAUCAGGAGCAUACUCCAAAAAAUUAAAAUGUUUUGUUUAAGGGUUCUUUUUAUUGUUAUGCUUUAAUUAUAGUACAUUAUAUUACAUAUGCAUCAUAUGUCAGGUACCUACAAUGAUAAUUGUCUUUGUUUUCAUUCAAAAUCAUACAAGUAUUUUAAGUAUGUAGAGUUUUUUGCAUUUAAAAAUAGCAUUGGGAAAUUUAAGAUUCAAAUACCUGUGUCAGAACACUUUAAAAAAUGGUAAUAUUUACAAUCUACACUGAACACACUAAUGUGCAAGACAAUUUUAGCCAUGUCAGGAUUACAUUUCCUUGCUCAUAAACCAUUAACAUUAUUUUCCUUUUCUUUUAGUUAAUGUAUUAUCUCAUGUUCUGCUUGAUUACAUAAGAUCAAAUACUGUUUCACUGAUUCCAUGCAAAUUUCCUUUUCAUCAUAAAAAUAGUAAGAUGUUGACAUUUUUCUCAUCACUGCAUAACCAAAUUUACAUAACCAAAACUGCUCUAUGCCCGACAUUGACGUUACCUUUAAGUCUCCAUUCCAUGUAAUAAAGAACAUAUGGUUCUAAAAAUCAAAA
Molecule: messenger RNA, 2014 nt
Organism: Pomacea canaliculata
Lineage: Eukaryota; Metazoa; Mollusca; Gastropoda; Architaenioglossa; Ampullariidae
Product: 15-hydroxyprostaglandin dehydrogenase [NAD(+)]-like
Exons: 7
Coding region: 536-1306 (256 amino acids)
Cellular component (GO): cytoplasm
Molecular function (GO): oxidoreductase activity, acting on the CH-OH group of donors, NAD or NADP as acceptor
Source: RefSeq, a predicted model, not a curated record